Messenger RNA from Linepithema humile (Argentine ant), 4388 nucleotides. RefSeq names its product L(3)mbt interactor in ovarian somatic cells (gene Lint-O). Gene Ontology annotation, molecular function: DNA binding. The record is from RefSeq and is a predicted model, not a curated record. NCBI's taxonomy places the organism in Eukaryota, Metazoa, Arthropoda, Insecta, Hymenoptera, Formicidae.
GUGGCCAUUUUCUCGCGCGCGUGCUUCCUUCCGGAACGACCGGUGGUGUUUUCCCCGAAGUUGUUUCCGCGCCGCGCUCUCGAUCAUCGUCUCGCUUCUCGCAAUCGCGCGGAAUCGCGUUACGUCACGUGGUGCUUCGCUCGCUCGUUUGCUCAUCCGUUUUCGCUAACGCGCCCGUGCGGACCGCGAACCUGAAGAAGGUGGUGCGCACUUAUUACGCGCUUUCGGCACCGUAGGUAAGCGGGCGCGUGCCUCCCUGGGACGCGCGGAAAAACGCCCGGAUCUCUCUCGCGGUUUGACGGCGCGUGAAAUGUCUCAAGUUCCGAGUCCCUUCUCGCGAAUCGUUGCGCGACAAAACUUCGUCCCGGCGCGGCGCGUACAUAUACAUACAUAUAUACCGGCGGCCCGUUGGCCAUUGUUUACGAGCGCGAGAAUUGGCCGAUCGCGACGACCGUCAUCGGGCGGACGGCCGCACCGGACGCUCGCGAUUGGCCCGGUAUAGGCGCGGCGCGGCCGGGAAUUCCGCGACAACUUUGAGCUAGAUUUCGCGGACGUGUUUUUCUCCCCGGAAUUGCGACGCCGAGAGAGAGAGCGGACGCGCGCGGAGGGUGUGAAACGCGCAUCUCGCGGCACCCGCAGUUCGAUGUUCGAUCCGCGCGGCGCGCCGCGCCGCCGGCGAGAGAGAGAUUAUCACGCGCGCGCGUGUGUGUCCUUCGGCGCGGUGCAACCUCUUUUUUUUUUCCUCUCUGCGUACGUACUUUGUCGCGCUCGGUCCGCGGUAGUGUGCGAUGAGAGUGCGAUAAGAGAGCGCGCGCGGGAUCAGAUUUAAAAACUUCUCGGAAGAGCGUCGUCCGGUGUUCUCGAUAGACGGACCCGAUAGAGAUAGGAGCGAUCAUCAUCGGCACGACGACGUAACGCAAUGCGUCGUCGUCGUCGUCGUUCGUCGAACGAGAUCCCCGGUGAGCAUUGUCAACAGCAACAUCGCAGUCAGCCCCAACCCCGGCAGCGGAGCGGUAAUACCGUGCAGCAACGGCCGGCGGCGGCCGGCGGGCGAGCCGCGGCGAAGAGAAGAGGACCUCAAAAAAAAGAGAGAAAAAAGAGGAUCCUAUCCCGCGCACGAAUGACGAAGAUGCAACGACACCCGGUGCAGCCGGCGGCGGCGGCGUCGUCGGCGACGUCGACGACGUCGACGGCACGGAUCACGCACGAGGAACACAUACUAGAAGCGAUCGAUCAGCUGCGUCGACGUAAAGCGCGCCCCGACGCCGAUCGCAUCUGUAAUUAUCUGCUGCGCAACUUCUCGGUGGACGCGCGCGACACAAUCGCCGAUCUACAUCAGUUGAUCGAGGUGGAGAAGGUGAUUCAGGUUGACUAUAAGGGUAACACGAGUUAUCGUAAUGCAAAGAAAUGGUCGCGCCUGCAGCUGUUCAAAAAUCGCCCGGAAGGCUUUCUCAAGGAGAAACUGAACUCGAGCUUGGUGUCGAGCGCGGUCGCCGAGCUUGUCGUUGAGGAGCCUGAUUACUUAGACCAGGGCGUACCGGCUGGCCGUUUGAUCGAGCAAUUGCUCAACGGCGUCUCGAGCCCAACGUCGCGUCGCGUGGUCGAGGAGUUCCUUGGCCGGGAGGUUGCGAGCGGCAAUCUUGCGCGCCUGUCCAACGGCAAUUACUCGCUGGUGGCGACGUCCGACAUGACGACGACGGACGCGACAUCGUCGCGAUGCGGCGGCGACACGCAGCCGACCACCUCCGUCGCCUGCGCCCUGGAGAACGGCAAAGCGGCGCAACGGCGCAACGUCGGUAAGGAGACGGCGACGAAGAGCAACGGCACCACCGUCCGCAAUGGCAACGCCACCAGCAACGGUACCAACGGUUUAAUGACGACGACGACGACGAAAGGGUCCGCGGCGGCGGCCGAGCUCUACGAGUUCAACGAGACAGAUAACCUCACUGACACCACGUCCGGAUCGAACACGCCGCGGUCGUCGUCGCGGCAGGCCAGCAACAGCCCGAAACUCGAACAGCAGCAAGAUUGCAAGAUCAAAAAGGAGGAAUGUUACGAAAUCGUCGACAAGAACGGCAGCGGCACGUCGUCGCCGUCCAUCGACGUGGUGUGCAACGGUGACGGACAGGAGCGUGACCCCCAACAGAUAACAGUGCCGAAGACGACGACGUCCGAUGUCGGAAAUGACGCCGUCAAGCAGGAGCCUAAGAGCAAUGACGUUCAAAAGCCGACGGCUAACCUCAAAAGAUCCGCCAAGUCCGAGCGCAAGCAGCGUCUCUUCGCGAGGACGGAUGAUCGGAUGGACAUUGAGUUUAAAUUUGAUGAUUAUCAGCAGAGCAAAGAAGAGAAACGCGACGAGGCCGGCCGGCGGUCAAGCGAAGAUCGUGAGGACGAGGACGCCGGCAGAAGUUCAUCAACGAACACAUCCCCGACUCCGUCCAACGUGAACGCUGGUGGAUUUCGUAGCGCCAGGAGAAAGAGAGCCAGGAAGGUAUUUGAUCCUUCUGAUAACAAUCUAGUGAAACGCAAACGUGGCAGACAGCCGGGUAGUCACAAUAAAAAUUCUCUAAUGCAAGACUCGCAAGAUUCUGCCAAGGCAGCUGUCAAAGAUGGUCCGUAUAGGCAGUGUAGUCUUUGCGCCAAAGAUAAAGACGAAGCUCUUGUGGCUUGUAGAGACUGCACAGUCCGAGCGCAUCCGAGUUGCAUUUACAGUCCGGAAGAAAUGAUUCAGAAAGCCAAUACAAAUUGGCAAUGCGAGCGGUGUAAAACGUGUACAGUGUGUUGUGAAACCUCUGAAGCUGGUCCAUUAGUAACUUGCUUCAACUGCGAUGAGGCCUAUCACUUUUUCUGUCAUACAUCGCGUGUCACGAUAUCAAAAACGAAUUCCAAAUGGUACUGCAACGAUUGUACACAAAAGCAGCAUUGCAAGACGAACGAUAGUCAAAACUCUAAUUUAGUCAAUGGAGUAAGCAGACCGGACAGCCCGUCCAAUGCACCUAUCCUACCACCGGUUCUUAGUCCACAAGUUUCUCCCACCAGGGGUUUGGAUCAAAUAGAGGAGGACGGUCCUAAAGGUCCUAUUGAUCCGAAUAUUCCUGACGCGAGAAAUUGGACCUCCGAGCAAGUGUAUCAAUACUUUGCUAGAUUGUUCCCCAAAGAAGCCGAAGUUUUUCGACAGCAGGAAAUAGACGGCCAUGCGCUUCUAAUGAUGAGUCGAAAGGAUGUGCUGUGUGGACUUAAUUUAUUAUUAGGCCCUGCCUUGAAAAUAUAUCGACAUGUUUUAAAGUUGCAAUUCCGCAGGGACGAUCCAGCCCUGUAUUGGCAAUAAUGACAAUGUUUCGCGUGAAAAUUGAUCUUUACAUUACGAUUUGAACUAUGCAAAGAUUUAAUUUGUAAUUGAAUUCACUGCAAUUCGUUACAAAUUAAAUUUUGUAGAUUAAUGUUGCGAUCUAGUUCAGAAUCAUUCUAAUCGAUAGAUAUAUUUGUCAUUUUCAGUAAUUUUACUUGUUUAAUAUGAGAGGUGGAUAUUCUUAUCAAGAAAUCUAUUUCCUUCAUUCAAAAUCUUCAUUCUUAAUUACGUAUUAUAUACAUUAUAAUAUGUAAUGUUUAUUAGGAAUAAAGAUUUUGAAUGAAGGCAAUAGAUUUCUUGUAAGAACAUUUACCUUUUAUAAUGACCUUUUAUUAUUAUUGAACAUGCAAAGUGAAUUUGAUUUAUUCCUGACCUUCAUGAUCGAGAUAUUCUGAAAGUUUUGAAGUACAUGUGAAGACGAUUGAGCUCUAUUGGCAAUAAUGUAGACGAUAUCUUGCAUGAAGUCGAUCUUCGCAACAUCGUAUAAGUUAUAUAUUGUACAAAUUAAGCCUUCAUAUAGAUUAAGAUCGCGAUAUAACUCUGUUUCUAGACACUGUCCAUGUUGUACAUACGAGAUACACGAGAUAUAUCGCUUAAAGAUCUCAACGGGCAAUUAGUCGCAAGCUGAAUCGUCAUCGGUUCUUUGAUGUAUAUUGCACGCGCAAUUGUGUAUAUCUUAAUGUACAUACAUUCCGCCUUUUUCAUGCGCGGUGUUUUAUAAAAAAGGAGUAGAUAUUUUCUAUGCAAACUGUUACAUUGUUAAUGUUAAAUCUAGGUUUAUACUGAGAAUUAUAGAGGCUGUUUGUUCAGAAAUGAAAAACGAUUGGACAUGUGAAACGGAAAGAGAGAAAUCGCUGACUGAUUUUAUAUGACUUUGCGUCACAUAACAAACUUGGGUUUUAUUUCCAGGUUUUACACACAGGAGUUAAUACACAUUGAUUUGUAGAACGUAAUUGUAAGAUAACUAUUAUCUUAAGAAACAUACUUUGGUUUUACAUGUACUUUUCUAUUAUGCAAUAAAUAUUUUGAUAUCUAUAAA